UUGAAACUUUUUCACUUUUAAAGUUUGAUGUUAUGUUUGAUGUCCUGGCUUUUGAUUGAUGUUGACGUUCCCAAUUCAGUACCAAUACCUGAUCACACAAAACAAAGCCGCUUCAACAUUGAUUCUAAAAGACAAAGUAAGCUAAGACGAAUUUUAUUCAACAAUGACAUCAUCUUCCCCACCCUCGAUGCAGUUUUCGGACCAAACGCAGCCUUUUGAAGACGAUGCCUCCUGGGGAUCAGUGGACGCCAUCGAAGAUCUCCUGGCAGACGACCUCAUGAUUUCAUUCGACAAAGACCUGAUCAAAGAUUCUUGUGGCAUUGAUGACGACGAUUCAAUCCAAGGUCUUCUCGAACAACGCCCGAAUCUUACCCAUGAAGAUCCCGUGACGACAUCAAUCUUUUCUCCCGACAAGCAAAUCCCAACGAUCGCCGCAACAGUAUCGCACGGAUCAAGUUUCGACAACGAAGAGGAGCCAGCGGUUCUAAUGGAAGACGAUAUUCAAACCCUGCUGAAAAGCGACAUUAUGGACGACAACAUCACGACAUUCCGCCCCAAACAAACGAAAACCCCCGCUUUGAUCGAGGAACCACGAGCAACAGAAUAUCCCGUAGGAGCUGCUGCACAGCCACCGUUACCGGUGGAAGACUCUAUCCAUCGCAUCCUUCUAUACCUUCAUUACAACGAACAUGAUCGCACUCUUGUGCAUCACGCCCAAACUAUUGUCCAGACUUGUAUCGCCAAGCAUCAAAAGCGCACCAAGAAUCCUCGUUCCUCCCUCAAGGACUUGUCAGGCAAGAUAUUCGAAGGAUGGGUCAAUCUAUUCGGCGGGCCUCGAUUUCACGCCUACUAUCGCAAUGCCAUGGCUUUUACUACCCCGUCGCACGACUAUCACUCGUCGCCCGUGCACGAAAUGUAUGGCAGGUACGCUCCAACACAGCACGGACCACACAGCUUGGAGCUCGCCAUUGCCUACGGUAUGCAUCUCGCCCGUUUCCCCCGUGCUUCCGGCCAACAUGUAGCCGACCAGCUUCGGGAGGGCAUGAAGGCCUUCAAUUCCAUGUCGGAAGACGAGCGUCGAAUGUUUUGGGAUUACAUGAUGAACCAGAAUCAGCAGUCUACCUCUGUUUGAACGGACUGCCAGCGAGCUGGAUAGCGAAAGACAAAGAUGGAACUGUCCUCAUAAACAAAGAAGCAUUUUGGGUAGAUUGAAUCAAAAACAUUGCACUGAAUAGACAUAAGCAAACUAAGGGAACAAAUGAACAGAU
Seminavis robusta is the source of this 1268-nucleotide messenger RNA. The record is from the annotation of a GenBank genome assembly. Lineage: Eukaryota; Bacillariophyta; Bacillariophyceae; Naviculales; Naviculaceae.